Molecule: messenger RNA, 877 nt
Organism: Salvelinus namaycush (lake trout)
Lineage: Eukaryota; Metazoa; Chordata; Actinopteri; Salmoniformes; Salmonidae
Product: methionine synthase-like
Exons: 5
Biological process (GO): pteridine-containing compound metabolic process
Source: RefSeq, a predicted model, not a curated record
GCCUCGGGAACAGCCCUCUUCUCUGGUUCCUAUACAGGCUACUGAGACGGAGCGCAAGGUCGAGAUCUGUAGCAGAGCCUAUCGUCUCCUGGUAACUCAAGUGGGCUUUGACCCCAACGACAUCAUCUUUGACCCCAACAUCCUGACCAUCGGCACGGGCAUGGAGGAACACGGCGAGUACGCCAUCAACUUCAUCCGAGCCACCAGGCUCAUCAAGGAGUUGUUGCCUGGGGCCAGGAUCAGUGGAGGCCUGUCCAACCUGUCCUUCUCCUUCAGAGGCAUGGAGGUCAUCAGAGAGGCCAUGCAUGGCGCCUUCCUCUAUCACGCCAUCAAGGACGGUAUGGACAUGGGCAUAGUGAACGCUGGCAGCCUGCCUGUCUAUGAUGAUAUUGACAAGGAGCUCCUGCUCAUGUGCGAGAAUCUCAUCUGGAACAAAGACCCGGAGGCCACAGAGAAACUACUGCUGUACGCACAGAGCUGUGCCAAAGGAGGGAAGAAGGUGGUCCAGACGGAUGAGUGGCGAGAGGGAACUGUGGAGGAGAGGCUGGAGUAUGGGCUCAUCAAGGGUAUAGAUAAGUAUGUGGUAGAGGAUACAGAGGAGGCCAGGUCCCAGGCUGAGCUCUAUCCGAGGCCCCUACACGUCAUCGAGGGGCCCCUGAUGAACGGCAUGAAGGUGGUGGGGGACCUGUUUGGAGCUGGGAAGAUGUUCCUACCUCAGGUAGGGGGGGAAGAGAUGGAGGAGUGCACAGAUCCUAGAUAUCCUCAGGUAGGGGGGAAGAGAGAGGAGUGCACAGAUCCUAGAUAUCCUCAGGUAGGGGGGAAGAGAUGGAGGAGUGCACAGAUCCUAGAUAUCCUCAGGUAGGGGAGAAGAGAUAUC